Molecule: messenger RNA, 2268 nt
Organism: Lodderomyces parapsilosis
Lineage: Eukaryota; Fungi; Ascomycota; Pichiomycetes; Serinales; Debaryomycetaceae
Exons: 1
Coding region: 1-2268 (755 amino acids)
Biological process (GO): long-chain fatty acid metabolic process
Cellular component (GO): membrane; endoplasmic reticulum
Molecular function (GO): long-chain fatty acid-CoA ligase activity
Source: RefSeq, a predicted model, not a curated record
AUGUCUGUGAAAUUACCGUCAGUAAUUGACUCCGAUUUGAAUUCGCUUUAUGCUGCUGAUGAAAAGCCUUACUUGUUUCAAAAUGAUAACGAUUUGCCAGAUGAUGUUUUGAUCAACCAAAACUUGCCACUUCCACAGGAAAUGAGCGCCAGAUCUGUCAAGAUUCCGGGCACCGCGAAACCUGGAUUUUCCGAAAUUUACAGAAAUGGGGCACUUCCCAAUGGAAUAAAGGAAACCAUCACUCCAGAAUUGAACACUUACCCGAAACUAUUUGCGUCUUCUGCAAAAAGACAAGCCAAUAACCCCUGUUUAGCUUACCACGAGUAUGACUACGAAAACGACGAACACAAGGAGAGAUAUGCCUCGCAAACUUACCAGCAAGUUGAUAAUCGUAAGACCAACUUUUUUAACGGAUUGAUGUUUUUGUUGGAGUCGAACCCAUACAAGAAUCUUUCAUUGGAGCCACAUCAAAAAAUCCUCAAUCACACAAAAGAAUACACAGGGUUCAACAAGGACAACUUAUCCUUCAUAGUCACGUUGUACUCUGGAAAUAGAGCCGAAUGGAUAAUUACAGAUUUGGCUUGCUCGGCCAACUCUGUUACCACGACAGCACUUUACGACACUUUGGGUCCGGAUUCGUCGAAGUAUAUUCUUGGAAUUACGCAAUCUCCAGUCGUCGUUUGUUCAAGGAAUAAAGUUGAAGCUUUGAUCAAAUUGAAGGCUGAAAACCCAAAAGAAUUGGAAUCGUUGAUCACCAUUAUCUCAAUGGACCCAUUGAAGGUUAAAGGGAAAUCGUAUGCAUCGUUGGUUGAGUUAGCUGAGAGGAACAACAUUAAAUUGUAUGAUUUCGAUCAAGUCGAAAAGAUUGGAGAGGUUUUCCCAAGGGAAGAAACAAGCCCAACUCCCGAUACAACUUUUACAAUCACCUUUACUUCUGGUACUACAGGUGCUAACCCCAAGGGAGUGUUAUUGCUGCAACGUGCAGUUGUCAGUGCACUAUUAUCAUAUGCCAUGCUAUUACCUCACAACAAGUUAACGAAAGAGUUUUGCUUUUUGCCAUUAACUCACAUUUUUGAAAGGCAAAUGUGUGCUUCAAUUCUUUUUUUUGGAGGAACAGUUGGACUCCCUCGGUUGGGUGGUACUCCGCAAACAUUGUUUGAAGAUUUGAAACUUUUCAAGCCCACGUUUCUCGCCUGUGUUCCCAGAAUCUUCACCAAGUUGGAGGCAAGUAUCAAGGCUUCAACUGUGGAUUCAUCGUCAAAACUUAGUAGGGCAAUGUACACCCAGGCCAUUGAAACAAAACAACGGAAGCAAGAACAAAAUGAGAACAAAGGAGAUCAUUUCUUGUUUGACAAGACGUUAAUCAGAAGCUUACGUUCCAGGUUCGGUUUUGAUGACAUGGAAUUUUGCAUGACCGGCAGUGCACCCGUUGCAGCUGACACAAUCAAGUUUUUGAAAGCUAGUUUAGGAAUUGGUAUGAGUCAGGGAUUUGGAAUGAGUGAGACUUUUGCCGGCAUGGUAUUCGCGUUACCUUUCCAUUCACCAAGUGUUGGGACCUGUGGUCCCAUAAGUCCCGUUGUUGAGGCAAGGUUAAAGGAGCUUCCCGAAAUGGGCUAUCAUUUGAAUGAUGAAGGUGGACCCCGUGGAGAGUUGCAGUUGCGCGGAUCUCAAAUGUUUAGUCACUACUACAAGAAUCCAGAAGAGACAAAGAAGAGUAUCGAUGAAGAUGGGUGGUUCUCUACUGGAGAUGUGGCUCAAAUCACAAAUGAAGGUUGGUUCCGUAUAAUUGAUAGAGUCAAGAACUUUUUCAAGUUGGCACAAGGAGAGUAUGUUACGCCUGAAAAGGUUGAGAACCUAUACCUUUCAGCCAAUUCCAUCUUGACACAAAUGUUUGCACAUGGAGAUUCAACUCAAUCGUUCUUAGUUGGUAUAAUCGGAGUUGAUCCAAUCGGGAUUGGGAAAUUUCUUGUUGAGAAAUGCAACAUCCCACAAGGAGACUUGGACACGGAGAAGAAAAUCCUUGAGGCAUGUAACAGACGUGAGAUAAGAACCCGCAUUUUGUUACAAUUAAACACAAAUAUUGGGUCUGUACUCAAUGGAUAUGAGAAGUUGGCUAACAUAUAUGUCGAGUUUGAACCUUUGAGGUUAGAAAGAGAGGUGAUUACACCUACAACCAAAUUAAGAAGACCAAUUGCUGCCAAAUUUUUCAAGUCGCAAAUUGAAGCGAUGUAUAAGGAAGGAUCAAUUUUGAAAGAUUUGAAGUUAUAG